This is a messenger RNA of Epithele typhae, 720 nucleotides long. RefSeq lists its product as uncharacterized. The transcript has 2 exons. Lineage: Eukaryota; Fungi; Basidiomycota; Agaricomycetes; Polyporales; Epitheliaceae. The coding region runs from base 1 to 720 and encodes 239 amino acids. The record is from RefSeq and is a predicted model, not a curated record.
AUGUGGGCUGCCCCCAAAUGCUUCUCCUCGAUUGUGAACCAGUGCCUCAAAGGCGUCGUGUCCUUGCGGAUCUCGUGCUCGGAGCCACCCAAGUUUUACGAGCCCGAAGACGCACAAAGCUCGGACAACAGACAGGAAAAUCCAUCCACAGUCCCUCAGCCUGCGCCAGUGUCGGUCCAUCCGAAGACGGUUCACGAUAUGUGUUUCCCGCAGGUUGUCUGCAGAACCCUCAGCCGUUCCCUCCCCUCUCUUACUCGACUCACCAUCGCCGGCGUCCGACUUUGCAACUUCACCGACUUUGCCAACGUCCUCGGCGGCUUCCCGCUUCUUAAAUACCUCGCGUGCCGCAACUGUGUCCCCGCGCCCGGACAUGCAGGGUUCAUUCCAAGUCUGCUGCAGAUGCUCCUUCCUGAUGUGCUCGACUACCUCCACAUCUGGGGAUUCCAGGAGCUCGUGGACGUCGAAGAUUCAUCUCUUGUCCACUUUUUCGUCGACGCGCGUCCUCAUCGUGUGGUCGCAGGCAUGAACGACGGUCUUUCCCUCGGCCGUUUUUCUUCGCUCCGCAAGCUCGAGGUUGACCUGAAUUGGGAUGUCCUUCGGCUCCGGCAGAUUGACGACGUCAUCGUCGUCCUCCAGGCGACGCUUGAGAAGUGGUCCGUCGCGCGACCCCCGAAGCUGGUGCAGGCAGCACCGAAAAGCGCGGCGAGGAGCCAGUGGUAA